AUGUACUGGCUGUUGUUCGCGAAUUUCAGACGGAUGUCCAGGGAACGCAGCCUCACGUCGAGCGCGAAAGCUCGAAUGGAUCACGGGAGCGGCGUCGGCGUCGGCGUCAGGGUCGGCGUCGGCGCCGAUAAUCGAGGCGCCGUCAACCUUUGUGCAGGCGCGACGUUGAUGAAAAGUGUCUCGAUCUUCUUGAUGAGCGGCCGUAAAGCCUCCGUUAACAGCAACAGGCAGACUUCCGGCAGCCCGAAGCACGAGCCUCGAAGAAAACAUCGCAGGAGGAUGCCAGUCGCGGGAAUUACGAGAAGCUCGGCGUACACGGCCAAAUUGAUCGAAUCGUUAAAGAGGAAAACCAGGUUCUGCUGGUCGGAAUUGGAUAAUUUGUGCAAGCUGUACAAAAAGUUGACUACUUCUGGACAGCAACAGGUUGGACAAUCUGUUAUUAUCGGGAGGAGGACUCAGUCGAAUCAAACUAUAGAGGGUAUCGACAGGGUGAUUUUCCGCGAGUUGCUGCACAACACGUUCAAGGUAAUCACCGAAGACGUGUUGGUGGAACGUAUGUUCUGUUGCUGGGAUCGAGAAAACGAAGGGAUCAUCAGGCUAGAACCGUGGAUCAUGGGACUGGAUCUGUAUCUUCGUGGUAGUCUACGGGAGAAAAUUGAAUUUUGUUUCAAAGUCUAUGAUUUGAACAACGAUGGCUUCAUUACGAAAGAUGAGAUAUUCCAAUUAUUCAAGAAUUGUUUAAUCAAGCAGCCAGGAGAAGAGGAUCCAGACGAGGCGGUGAAAGAUCUAUCCGAAUUAGCGUUAAAGAAGCUGGACGUGGAUCGAGACGGGAAAAUCUCUUUUCAGGAUUACAAGGUAGCUGUGACGGAGGAACCUUUGUUGCUGGAAGCUUUUGGGCAAUGUCUGUCCACGGAUGAGAACUGUGCUGCUAUUCUAGCUUCGUUACGAUCAUAAGAUAAUGCGUUGAUCAGGAAGAAGGUUUUGGUUUUGGAUACGCGUUACUCGUAGCUUUACUGGAAAAAUAAUAGAACCACGUUAAUUAUAGCGAAUAAUAAAAUACACCGAAAGAAUUCGUAAUCAUGGCACCUGCCGUUUAUUAAAAACAAAUUCGAUAGUAAUCGUAAUUAUAAA
Bombus pascuorum is the source of this 1131-nucleotide messenger RNA. Its product is annotated as calaxin-like. Lineage: Eukaryota; Metazoa; Arthropoda; Insecta; Hymenoptera; Apidae. The record is from RefSeq and is a predicted model, not a curated record. The transcript is spliced from 4 exons. The coding region runs from base 1 to 954 and encodes 317 amino acids. Gene Ontology annotation, molecular function: calcium ion binding.